Messenger RNA from Nothobranchius furzeri (turquoise killifish), 3041 nucleotides. It is a transcript of the gene khdc4, whose product is annotated as KH domain containing 4, pre-mRNA splicing factor. Gene Ontology annotation, molecular function: RNA binding. Gene Ontology annotation, cellular component: nucleus. The record is from RefSeq and is a predicted model, not a curated record. Lineage: Eukaryota; Metazoa; Chordata; Actinopteri; Cyprinodontiformes; Nothobranchiidae.
AAACGGAAAAAUGAGCAUUGGAUAGCAACUAGCAUCUUUUGUUGAGAAGCUGUGCAGAAAUCACUUGUGUUUCUUUUUGUAUUAGGAGGAUAUUUCUUGCGUGACCGAACAUUAAUGUCAUUUAGUGGAACACAAAACAGCGGGCGCCGCAGCAAAUGGGACCAGGCCGGCUCUGGGUCUGGCCCCAGGCCUGGCUCCGGGGAGAUGAGGGGGGCCGAGGCUGCCCCCACUGGAGCUCUGGAUGCUGCAGCAGCAGUGGCGGCAAAAAUUAACGCUAUGCUGGUCGCCAAAGGCAAACUCAUGCCCUCGCAAAUAAGCACCCCGGGACCCAUUGAGAAGGUUAUUGGUGUUGGAAAGACUCCAAUGCCGGCAAAAGCCAAAGACGACCUGGUGGUGGCUGAAGUUGAGAUUAAUGAAGUUCCCAUAAACUGUCGAAACCUCCUGACACGCGGUCAGACACAAGAUGAGAUCAGUAAAGUGAGCGGAGCUGCAGUUUCCACCAGGGGGCGUUUCAUGACUGCAGAAGAGAAGAUCUCGUCUUUGCCAGGGGACCGACCGCUCUAUUUACACGUUCAGGGCCAGACGAGAGAGAUCGUCGACAGAGCAGUUAACAAGAUCAAAGAGAUCAUUACUAAUGGUGUAGUGAAGGCUGCAACUGCUUCAUCCUCCUCUUCAGCCUUCUCUCCCAGCGGGACCGCGGUCACCGUCUACCAGCAACACAGCCAGCCUCCACCGCCACCGCCCUCCGUCAGCAACCACAAACCUCACUUUCAGUCAGGGAUGCAUUACGUUCAGAAUAAGAUCUUUGUGGGCAUGGAGCACGCCGUCCCAGGGUUUGUGGUGAAAGAACGCAUCGAGGGCCCCGGAGGCUCAUACCUGCAGCACAUUCAGGUUGAAACGGGGGCCAAAGUCUUCCUCAGAGGGAAAGGGUCGGGCUGCUUAGAGCCUGCCUCUGGGCGAGAGGCGUUUGAGCCCAUGCAUAUUUACAUAAGUCAUGCUAAACCAGAGGGACUCGCAGCAGCUAAAACCUUGUGUGAGAAUCUGCUGCAGACAGUUCAUUCUGAAUAUUCUCGCUACCUUAGUCAAAUGAACACAGUGAUGCCAACACAACAAGGCUUCACCCAGACUCCAGUGAUGAACGAGGUGUCCCCUCAGCCUCCCUACUACCCUCCAGCUGGAUACCAGUCUUCCUACUCACAGGCUGUGCCACCAGUUACGCCUCUUCCUGUCCCACCACCUUUUCCGCUCCCACCACCUGCACCUAUGGCCGCACCUUCAGGCGUGCCCUCUCAGUACCCUUUACGCCCGGCCCCUGCACCUGUUCCUGCCCCCAUUUCUACCCCCGUUCCUGCUCCCACUGUGGCUCCUGCUCCAGACACACUACAGCAGCAGACUCUUCCUUCUGUACAUUUUCCUCCUCCUCCUGCCGCAGUGCCACCCAAAGCCCCGCCUCCCGCCGCUCCAUCCAAUCCCCCGCAGAAACGACGCUUCACCGAGGAGGUGCCAGACGAGCGGGACAGCGGCCUGUUUGGAUAUCAGGUGCAGGCUUCUCAGUGGGCAGCGCGGAUGCUGCAGGACCCCCACCAACGAGUUCCUCUGGCCCGGCCAGUGAGAGGAACAGGCAGCUGAUGCCACCGCCGCCGGCUCUGCCUGUUAACGGAGUCCGACUGAAGAUGGAGGAGAUGAGGACGCCGCACGGCCCCGUGGGUAAGGACGUAGACCUGUGCAAUGACAAGUCCACCUGGAAACCUAAGUGCAGUUCUCUUGAGCGCGACUAAAAUCUGGGAUUUGUGGGUCUCAAACACCCAGCUGAUGAAUUAGGAUAACAUAUUUAAUGCAGCCUGAGUCAGCGUGGCUCCCUCUUAUAAUCCUUGCAGGAUUCUGCUGGUGUGACGUCAUGUCUCCAGACUUAAAACUCUUUGUGUAGCACUGUCGUGUUCUGAUGACAUCAACAGUUUGGAUUGUUUUUCUCUCCUUGCUAAUGAGAAUAUCUCCUGUUUUUGUGUUUUCUCUCUUUUUUUCUGUGUUUUUCUUCUCUUUCAUGUAUCUCGGGGGUGAUGCUGGACGUUGAUUGGGGGCGGGGCAUGACUUGACUCGUGACACCGUCCUGCUGCUCGAUCGGGCGGCCCAAACUCGGUCGGCUGCCCCCCCUCCUGUACUCUGACAUGAAAUAAUCUAUUAACUAUUUGUUUCUCCCAAAAACUGAUGUUUGUAACAAUGAACUCGUCGCGUUUGAGACGUGUUUUGUUGUUUUUUUUUCUGUGUGUGUUUUUCCUUUUGUUCUUCUCUCAGAACCCGCAGCUAAAAGGCAGAAAACCGGUUUGGUGGCAUACGCAGGAGACUCCAGUGAUGAUGAGGAGGACAGCUCCUCCUCAAAAGCCUCCUGGCCAGGUAACCACAGGGCAGCUCCCCCCACCGCUGCCUCCCCAGGCUGGACUCAGGGCUAUCGCUCCACGCCUCCAUCGGCUCCUCGUGCCAAACCACAAUCACAGUCGAUGCCUUUCUGGAUGGCACCAUAAAGCUGGAAUAAUCUAACGUUCCUCAGUCUUACAGGACCUCCACCCGAACUGAGCCUGUCGGUUUCCACCGCAGCCGUCUGCUGGCUUCAGCAUCAUUUUAGUCCUUGGGUCCAAAUGGACAAACAGAUGUUUUCUGCAUCUUUAAUGUUGUUUAUUCCUCCCUCCAGUGAAACACGUGAUAGGUGGGAGUCAACAUCUGCACGACUGAUACUUGACCUGAAUUUGUGGAUGUGUAAAUAUUCAGAUGAAUAAAAAAAUCUGUCUUAACUUUGGUUUCAGAAUGAAUCAAACCCGCACCUCAAAGCGUUAGAAAAUGACGUUUUUGUAAAAGCAUUGAACAAAGUUCUGUUUUUGUUCAGGAGCGAUUUAUUCUUUCUAACAUCUUCAUUUUUUCUGUCUCGUUUCCACUUUUUUGUCAUUUUAUUUUUGGUACAGCUCUUAUUGGAGUUUACUGUAGUACAUAAACUGAAUGGACUGCUUUCUUUUAUGAAAUAAAUGUAAUUUAUUUGGGUGCUUGUUAAA